UCACACACUUGACUGCAUUUACGAAUGGGGGGUCGUUUUCAUCUCAGCGGUGCCACAGAAGUAAAAAAAAAACAAAUGUCCACGGUGUGAAUUGGCGCUAUAACGGGGGGAGCGCUCUCACGUUGUGUAUCCUGUUGAUUCUGCCUGACGAGCGUUUAGAGGAGCACAGCUCGUCAGUAGGAAAAGCCUCAGACAAGAAAACCUGGUCGCUCAAGCUACACUGGAUGAUAUUUCUCCACCCGGGGUGUGUUUGUCAAUGUUUUGACCUCUAUUUUUUUUCCUUUUCAACGUUGAUUAAAUACCUCUUGGGAAAAAAACCUGCGCUUAAUUUCUCAGCUUUUCGCGCCUCUCCUUUGUCCCAGUAGAGCAGGUCGUGAUUUUUUGUAUGCAACAUAACGGGAUUCGUGGUGGGAGCAUUUCCUUUCAUCAAUGUGCAUUGAUGUAGCAGAAAACGUGGAGGAGAUAAGAAACCUUAUCUCAGCACCUGGAACCUGUGGUAAGGAUUUCAUUGAGGACAGUCAGCAAUUAAAAGGAUUUCGAUUCUUGUCUAAAUCGGGAAUUACACAUCCAAACUGGGAUCUAUGAGCGGAAAAGUGGCGAAGCCUAAAGAAGACAAGGAUGCCUCCAAGGUCCAGGAUGACGCUGCCCCAGGUACCCAGGAGUACAUUAUGUUACGGCAGGACUCCAUCCACUCUGCGGAUAUAAGGAGUAAAGGGUCCCCCUUUCGUGCUAAGUGUCACGAAAUCUUCUGCUGCCCGCUGAAGCAAGCCAUCCACAAAGAGAACACAGAGGCCGAAGAGCCCCAGCUGAAGGGGAUCGUGACGAAGCUCUACAGUCGACAAGGUUUCCACUUGCAGCUGCAGGCAGAUGGAACAAUUGAUGGAACGAAGGAGGAGGACAAUGGUUACACCAUUUUCAACCUUAUUCCAGUGGGGCUGCGAGUGGUGGCCAUCCAGGGGGUGCAGACCAAACUCUAUCUGGCUAUGAACAGUGAGGGCUACCUGUACACAUCAGAACACUUUACGCCCGAGUGUAAAUUCAAGGAGUCGGUGUUCGAGAACUAUUAUGUGACAUACUCCUCCAUGAUAUACCGGCAGCAGCAGUCGGGCAGGGGCUGGUACCUCGGUCUGAACAAGGAAGGAGAAAUCAUGAAGGGGAACCAUGUCAAGAAGAACAAACCAGCAGCCCACUUCCUUCCCAAACCUCUAAAAGUGGCAAUGUACAGAGAGCCAUCCCUCCAUGACUUGACUGAGUUCUCCCGCUCCGGCAGCGGCACACCCACCAAGAGUCGGAGUGCCUCGGCUGUGCUCAACGGAGGCAAAGCCGUGAGCCAGAAUGAGUCGACGUAGCCCGGUAGCCAAACACAGGCCUGGGGCCGAACCACGAAACCUUACCUCCAGCAGAGCGUGACUCCAAGCAGACUUCUCUCACCGAUCAACGGUUCAGGACUAGCUACGACAACAAACCACUCACAAACACCCAGACACCAUCAAUAAAAACAACUGUUAGGCACCAUCCUGGUCAAUCCUUGUCAAAAGAAUCAUCUAUAGUCAGAAACUUAAUGGCACAUAAACCAUUCUGGACUUAAAAGACAAAUUACAUUUUGGUUUUGGUCUUGAGAUUUAUCCAUUACCUUGAUCGAUCUCUUUUGGUGAGGAUCGCAUACCAGUUAGCUUCAUCUUUAUCUUAGUUCAUUUUUCUUAUUUUCCUGUGGACAAUAACUUUUCUUUGGUCAUUUAGAUUUCAAGCACUCGUGCAUCUGUAAGACAGGGACAAGAAGUUAGACAUGUAGGCAUUCAGGGCAGCCAGUAAUAGUGCUGGACUACAAGGCUGCAGUGGUACAGUACAAGCCCUGAUCUUUGUCUAAUCCAUGCUUCUGUGAAUACAAAGCCUAUAAACUCCCUGGUGAGCAUCCUAGUGCUGCUGGGACUGUGGCCAACCAGAAGGUAGCUCUCCUGCGUCCUAGUGCACACGCUCAGAGACUGAGCUCUCUAGCAUGGGAAAAUGAAGCCUAUGUUCAGCUGACCUGAAAUAUAAAAACGGGACAGUGUGGCGCUCUUGCAGUUUGUUUUUGUUCCUUUUCAGAAACGCCACAGCUGCACCUUGGUUUUUGCUAAUUUUCUGAAUUAGCUGAGAGUUUUUCUUUUUUUUCACUGGUUUUGUUUUUGUCCCCUCUUGUUCUCUUCCCUCAUCAUUGUAAAGUAUUUGUGUUUUUGUUGCCGUUUCAUGAUUGAAAGGGGUUCCAGCAAACCAAAGACAGAACGAAAGAGUGUCCCUUUAAGCUGCUGAAAACCAAGCCAGUAUAAAAAGGCAAAGCUGGACUUUUUUUUUUUUCAUUGUACAUUUUUGAUGAAAGAAAGCAAAGAUUUUGUGAAAAGAGUGUCAAUGGACAAAGGAAGUGAUUUUAAACACUUUGGGUUGGCAGCGUGCUUGAUGUUGUGCUUUUUGCUGAUAUGCUCAAUGACCGAGUUAUGAAAUGACUAUUCUGUGUUCCCAUUCCCUUCUGUUACCACUGUGUCACAAUGUCUUCGUCUCUUGUCCUCGUGAUCCGUUACCUCCCUCUGUGCUUGUGUCAUACUUCGAAUCCCCCGCCAUCCUUUUUUGUCGACUUCUAUUGACUGAUACCAUAGGAAUAUGGUGCAAGCCCCUUCCCAGGAUGCUUGUUAUGUGUUUGAGUAACUUAUUGUGGUGACAAUAUUUUCUAUAUUAAAAAAAAAAAAAAGAAUAAUGUGGACUUUUAGGUGGCUUAACAUUUUAUAGGACACGUCAUAUUUGUAAAAGUGAAAAAAAAAAAUAA
Messenger RNA from Cottoperca gobio, 2797 nucleotides. It is a transcript of the gene fgf13a, whose product is annotated as fibroblast growth factor 13a. The transcript is spliced from 7 exons. Bases 582 to 1349 code for a protein of 255 amino acids. Gene Ontology annotation, molecular function: growth factor activity. Lineage: Eukaryota; Metazoa; Chordata; Actinopteri; Perciformes; Bovichtidae. The record is from RefSeq and is a predicted model, not a curated record.